AUGCGUAAGGCUUUCAAUCCAUCAAAGCUGAUGGGGCUACCCAGGCGCCGCAAAAGUGGGAACCCAUUUGAUGAUGUAGACACGGAUGCGCAGGAGAGAUUGCCGCCCGACCUAAAGAAUGUUAGUGCCGCCGGCAUGGUUGGACGCCCACAAAGCAAAAGCGAUGACCUCGCUUCAGAAUACGACAGUCAGGAGCCGAUCUAUGACGACGACGACGUCGAAGAAGAAUAUACCGAUGACGACCCGACCGCAUCGUACGACGACGAAGAGUACAGCGACGACGAAGACGAAGACGUUUACGAAGCGUCCGAGUACACCGAAGAAACUGCCGGCACGGAGCAAGGCGACGACUACGACGAAGACGACUACGAAGAAACCAUCCAAUCUUCUACGUACGACGAGGACGCGAGCGAAUACACCCGCGAUAGCGGCGAAUAUACUUUGGAAAGCGGGGCUGCUGGUAACUCUGCCCCCGGGAACCGUGCCGAAAUAGACGAGGAUGAGUACUUGGACGACGUCGACGCCAACACAGCCAGUGCCGCUCCUAUCGGAAGUGCCCCGGCCCGCAGCGUUGCACCUACCGCCCUUGCUGUGGGCACAGGCGUUGCUGCGGGCACAGGCGUUGCAGCCUCCAGCGGCGGCUUCUUGCGCGGAUUCCGACGCAUGAACGUAGCGAACGAGCCGCCCUCGACGCGCCCAGCGCCCGGCACCCAGUCUCGCGGUCUCUUUUCGCGCCUGCAAAAGAUUGGGCAGCGCAACCAAGCGGCGCCAGCGCUUGCGACGGAACCCUAUCAAGCCAACACGAUUGCCGGCCGUGCUAACGGCGCCAUUCGCGACUUGGAGAAGCGCUCCACUGCCGCUCAACCAAUGCAAGCGCCGCCGCAAGCACCGGUGCGCCGCACUGUCUCGACGGUCCGCAAAGACAAUGCAGUGGGCAUGCGCUCGCGCGCCGAGCAAGCAGUCCUAGGCAACCCCGUUGCCGAACAAGGCGCGCCUGUCCAGUCUACUGCCGCUGUUGCCCGCCAGCCCAGCGUUCACUCUAACCUGCAAGACAAUGGCUCUGUUUAUGGCUCUGAGUACACGAGUACCUCGAUGACCCGGUCGCGGCGCCACGCUACGUCCCGCUCGAGCACCGAUAUGUUUGACAACGAGUCUGCUUAUACUGAAACUAUUUCCGACAGCGCCCGGGCCACCGAGGCGGGCAUGACGCCGAUGGGCUCGCCGAAAAUGGCACCGCGCGAAGAGAUUUUGCUCCGCGAAGAAACGCGUGGAAAGGUCCCCGAGCUGGUCGAUCCUUUCGGCGGCGGAAUGUCGCUCAGUCGCUUCUCGCGCGACAUGCAGCGUCCCGAAAGCAUCGAACCGAGCCUGUUUGACGGCAACUCGGGCCAACCUUCGAGCCCGCUGAUCCCCAUGAGCGGCCCGCUGAGCGGGCAGCGCACCUCGAUGGACGAGCACAGCUCUGUCUUGCGCACUAAUCGCCCCAUCACGCCGCACACUACACGCUUGGAGUCGACGUAUGCGUCGCCCGCGGAGUACAGUCGGCACGCGGCCACACCAUCCUUUGCCACCGCAGAAUUCCAGUCGGUCAUGUCGGACGAUGCCACCAAGCUGCAGUCGCCCGUGCGGAUCAACCGCAAAAAGGUGGCGUCGGACCUGUCGCUGGCCGAGCGCCAGCGCCUCGCGCGCAGCAAACCAAGCACGAGCAUUCCCGAGAGCACCAGGGACGAUGUGCCGCCAGUGCCGCCAGUGCCGCCCAUCUCGAUAUUGCCUCAGCGCACUGCCGCGCCUAAAUCCCGCACCAAGCCGCGCCCCGCCAAUUUCCGCGGCCUCGAGCACAAGGUGCCUGGCCGAGUGCAGCGGAAUACGCAGCGCGUGACGCGCGAUCCCCAAAGCUAUUUGCUCACGCCCUCUGUCGCCCCAAGCGAUGCCGGCUCUGACGAUGUGGCCAUGCUCACCAUGGAAAGCAAGCCGCCCAAGCCCAGCGGCUCUUGGCUCCUGCGCGAUAUGACCCCCGAGCAGACGCACUACUUUUUGCGCGAUAUGGUGAGCAAGGAGCUCGACUGGGAGCUCGACCGCACAUGGCUCUUGAACUCGUUUGACAAGCCCGUCGGCCACUCGCGCUCACGCACGGGCCAUUUGCACGACCAAGAUUCGCGCCUCGACGACUUUUCCAGCGAGGAAGAGGCGUACACCGAUGUGGACGAGUUUGACGAAGAGGCCGUCUUCCGCCGCGACGUGUACAAACCAAUCCGCAGCGGCGAGAGUCUUGAUCUUCCUCUGCUGCGCUUUUUGAUCAAGAAUGCAUUCUGCACCUUUCCCCUUUUUGUUCCUCCCGAGCGGAAGCGCACCGAUCGCCCUGCGCCUAACAAGGCCGCCUUUGCCCGCUCCUACUUUUUCGCAGCUAUUCUUCCCAUCCUCCGCGAAUUGCAAGCGCGCUCGCUCAGCGCCGCUGUUGACCGCCACGGCGAGGACGAAGGCAUGCCGUUUAGUGCCAUGAGCACCACACGAGCCGUAUUUUUGCUGCUGCGCAAAUGGGCUGUGCGCUACACAACCGCUGUGCUUCGCGUCGGGAGCGGCAAUCCCUACUUCGGCAUCGACACGCUAGACCAAGUGCACAACCGCAGCUGGCCGUGGCCCUCGGCGGAUCUCUUGCCGCCUGAAGCCUACGUGAGUUACCGCAAGCCCACCGAUCGCCUCCGCCUCGGUGGAUUCGAGGUGGAUGUUGUUGCUGUGCGCGUCCAUGCACAGCACGAGCGCGACUUCCUCUUGCGUAUCCGUCGCCCCAACAGGAUCGACGAGUUUGUCGUGCGCAACGAUCUCGACUGGGAAGAGUUCCGCGAGAAGCUGUCCAAAGAGCUCGGUCCCUUUGUCCACAUUCGCCCUCUUCCCCGUCUCCCCGGCGCGGCGGAAAGCAAGCGCAUGCUCCCGUCCACUACGACGGACUCCUCAAGCUACACAAAGACUAGCUAUGAAGAGUCAACGCUCGACGACGACGAGGGCAGCUACCUCACCGAGACCGAAACUGCCUCCCAUACCGAGUACAGCGACGACGACAGCUCUGACGACCGUUCGAUAAGCACCGUCAGCAAAGCUCGUCCGCCACGUGGAACGCGUGCCGCUGAUAUUUUGCGCCCGCUCUAUGGGCAGCGAAACAGGCCCCCACCCAAGUUUGAGGCCGAUCGCCGCCUGCUCCGCGCCUGGCUCCGCGACACGCUCGCGGUGCGCAGCAUUGGCGAAAGCCAAGAAGCGCGUGCGUUCCUCAGCAUUGGCAACUUUCACGACCGUGACUUGGACACGAACGAGCUGCUCAACAUUGCCGAGCGUCGCCGCGUCGACUGCAGCCGCAUCGAGGAGCGCGAGAAGGAUGCCGAGCUUGCGGGCGAGAAUGUGCUUGGCAUCCGCCGCGUCCAGCAGCGCAUUUGGGCCGACUGUGUGGACGGAGACGGCUUCUUGAAAAUGUACGACGCACUCAAGUCCACACCCGACUUUCCUGAGCUGCCCAUGUCGUACCAGACGAUGGUCUCUUGGGGCAAUUUGCAAAUCGCGCGCUUCUUGUACGGCGUCUUUGUCCAAGGCGACGAGUCGCGCGCGAAUCUUGCGCGUGUCACGGAUAUGUUUGAAGCGGUUCCUUGGCGGAAACUCGCCAACGCGAUGCGCCUCCCUGCCUUUCAAGCGCUCGGCGAGUGGCAAAAGCAAUUUUUGCGGAACCGCUUCCUCCAGAACCUGUUUCAGGUCUCGUUUGAGGACAAUCCAGUGGCGAUGGACGAGGAUCUGCGUGCCUUGCAGCACCAGAUCGGCUCCGAUACCAUGAUCCGGAAGCUGCGCGCGUACGUGGAAAGUCCCGAGAGCCUGAAGCGCCUUGUGCGCGACCAUGCAUCCCGCGCGGAUAUUCCGCUCGUCGCCGCGAUUGUCCGCGGAUCCGAAACGCCGAAACUCAACAAGAACGAAGUUCAGCGCGUGAUUCUUGCGACGCGCACCUACAUGGACUUUAUCAAGACCUGCCCGAACGCGGCCAAGAAGAAGGCACACAAAGAGCCCGGCUACGUAUUGAUUGUCAACUUGCAGCGUGUCUUGCGCCUCUAUUCGCUCCACCGCGACGUGACACAGGUCCGUGGGAUGCUGCAGGACCCCGCGAUUCUCGAUGCACUCACCAUCUUUUUCGAUCCGCUCAACGACGCACUUGUCCGGCUCCACCGCGUCAAAGGGAUUCGCCAGGAUAUCCUCGAUCUGCGUACGUGGCUCACGCGCUUGCUCGAGCUUCUCGCGACGCUGCGUGCGCGCGUUCAGGAUCCUGCGCGCUCGAUUAACCUCUUGGCCAGCUUUUUGGACCGCGGCGCCCUGGGCUGGUACAAUUUCCUGCACCGCUGGGCCGCCGCCGACCCCGUCGUCUUCAACUUCUUUGCUUGGUUCCGCCACUUGGCCAUGACGAUCGGCGCGGGCUCCGAGGACCUUGCUGAUAUUUGGGAUCCCCCGCUGAACGCAAUGCACGAAGCUGUGCGCGAAGAGAGGCUCGAGACGGACGAUGCGGAAGCAACGGCGCUGCGUGCCGCGAGCCUUGCGAAGCUUGCUGCCGAAGGCGAUGGUGCCAAGGACGCAGAUCCGCGCCUCGACGAGCUUAUGGUCCAUGAGAUCGUCGAGCUUGCCGAGGCUGCACGGCGCAAGCGCGCGAGGCAAAUGGAGAUUGCGUGUCGCUGGUCCGCUGGUGAUACCGAGGCCGACUUUAGCAUCCAGGUCAUGGGCGAUGGCAGUGGGCAUAUGCGGUCCGAGCCUUUUCUUCCGAAAGAGCCGAGGCCUGCACCCAAGACGACGGCGCUGGACCGUUUGCGCCGCAGUUUCCGCGAAGCGGUCUCGAGCGCGCUUGCACGAUGA
Molecule: messenger RNA, 4869 nt
Organism: Malassezia vespertilionis
Lineage: Eukaryota; Fungi; Basidiomycota; Malasseziomycetes; Malasseziales; Malasseziaceae
Exons: 1
Coding region: 1-4869 (1622 amino acids)
Molecular function (GO): phosphatidylinositol binding
Source: RefSeq, a predicted model, not a curated record